This is a messenger RNA of Caenorhabditis sp. 36 PRJEB53466, 3084 nucleotides long. The record is from the annotation of a GenBank genome assembly. Lineage: Eukaryota; Metazoa; Nematoda; Chromadorea; Rhabditida; Rhabditidae.
AUGACAGGGAAAGUGGUAAAGAAGGAACGGGGCACAAAUGAAACUCAGCGAGAACUCAUGCAAUAAUCUUUCAGGAUGUCGUCAUCACGGUGCCCAUCUUCCUCAACCAAGCCGAACGACGUGCGAUUGCUUCCGCAGCCGAAAUCGCCGGACUCAACCUACUGCAGGUCAGUCCUAAUCCUUCUCAAAGCGCUAUACGAACUCCAAGUGUACUUUUUCAGUUGCUCAACGACGGAUCAGCCGCUGCUUUGAAUUAUGGUGUCUUCAGACGGAAGGAAAUCACAGAGAAGCCCAUGCACAUGCUGAUCUAUGACAUGGGAGCCGUUAAAGUGAGUAACAUUGGAUAAAUCGAACCGAAAUGGAAAGGGAAAUAAAGAGAGCGCCGCGAGUUAGAGUUAGACUGGUGCCAAAGGCAGAUGACUCAACGCGCAUUGGCGUUCUGCCAAUGUUAUUGGAAACGGUGAUAGAAUGCCCGCUUUUGACAGAAAGAUGAAACAUUUUUGUGCGCGUUUUGAUUCAGAAAGAUAAGUGCCCGGAAUGCGGCGUCAUCGAGAUAGCUCCCGGAUCCGAUUUUCAGUGUUUGGGUGGAGUGGAAAGAAUGACAACGCUUGAUGUUUCAGACCACCGCCACCGUUGUUCAAUACGUUCUUGAAUCAACCCGAAAGGAUGGAAAGGACAAGCAGCCGACCCUCCGCACCGUGGGAGUCGGAUAUGACAAGACCCUCGGAGGACUCGAAAUCACCAACCGGCUGAGAGACUAUCUUGAGAAGGUACAUCGUAGAUUUGGAAGACAAAGUUUCGUGUAUCGGGACAUUUCAGGUGUUCCGUGAUACUGUCAGUACUUCGAAGGACAUCUCCACCAAUGCUCGUGCCAUCGGAAAGCUGCACAAGGAAGCGGAACGUGUGAAACAGGUUCUUUCGGCUAACAAGGACACUUAUGCGCAAGUCGAGGGUCUUUUCGAGGAGCAGAAUUUCAGAGCAAAAGUAGAGAAAAGCAUGUUUUGUAUCAGAUUUCAAAUUAAAAUAAUUGAAGGUCACAAGAGACGAUCUUGAAAAAUUGAUUGAAGACCUUGAACCACGAAUUGCCGCUCCAAUUCUUGAUGCCAUCGGGAUGUCCCAAGUGAAAGUUGAAGACAUUGAUUUGGUUGUGCUCAUGGGAGCUGGUACCCGUGUACCAAAAGUGAAAGACACGCUCAAGGACAUUUUGAAAGGAAAAGUAGGCUCCGUUCAAUUAUCCACCCAUAUAAAUCAUAAUUUGUUCAGGAAAUCAGUAACUUCUUGAACACCGACGAAGCCAUCGCCAUGGGAGCUGUCUACCAGGCCGCCCACUUGUCCAAGUCAUUCAAGGUUCUGCCGUUCAACAUCCACGAGAAGAUCCUCUACCCAGUUUUUGUUAAUUUCCUUACGAAAACCGAGGAAGGAGAACUGAAGCCAGUGAGACGGUCGCUUUUCGGAGAGAACUACCCAGUUCCGAACCGUGUCAUGCACUUCUCGUCGUAUACCGAUGACUUUAAGGUAAAUUUAGAAUUUUCGGGGCUUCUCACAAACUUCUAUGCUUCAGAUCGAUGUCCAAGACGCCGAUAAGAACCCAUUGUCGACAAUUGAAAUCUCAGGUGUAAAGGAUGCUAUUGAGAAGGAAGUGACCGAUGAGAACUCGGUUCUCAAGGGAGUCAAAACCACAUUCUCCAUCGAUUUGUCUGGAAUCGUGUCCGUUGAGAAAGCCAGCGUUGUUGUGGAGAAGAUCCCAACCACGGAGGAGAAAGAGAAGUACGAGAGCGACAAGAAGGAGUUCGAAGAUUGGGAGAAAGAGCAAGAAGAGCUGAAAAAGAAGGAGAAGGCCGAGAAGAAGGAAAAGGAAGAGCAGAAGAAGGCCGAAGGAGAGAAGAAAGAUGAGGAAACUGCUGAAGAAAAGACCGAGGAGACUGAUAAGCCAGUCAAGGUCAAGAAAACGAAGCCAGUUGAGCCCAAGGUCAAGAAGGUCAACGUAGCUUUGACCGUUGUGGAGACCAAAACCGACAACGUUGAUCUCAACGAGGAGCAGGUCACUGCCGCUAAGAAAAUGUACGUUUCCUGGUUUCACAUGCAGUGUUCAUUAUAAUUUUUCAGUUUGGGAGAUUUCGAACAGACAGAGAAGGCAAAGCACGAUCGUGAAGAGGCCAUGAACAGUUUGGAGGGUCUUUUGUACGAUUUGGCGGUCCGAUUGGAAGAUGGCGAGGAGUACGCCGAGUACGUCACUGAAGAGGAGAAAAAGGCGAUUCUCGAUGAAGUUGCUGUCCUGAAACUCUGGUUCGAUGACGAUGUAUCGCUGGAAACCAAGAAGGAGGAGUUCGACGAAAGGCGUCUGAAGCUGGAGGAGCUGACCGCGAAGCCAAACGCCAGAAAACAGGAGCGACUCGAUGUUCCUAAAGUAGCCGAGGUCCUUGAGGACCACUUUAAUCGAUCAAUGACUUUCCAUGCUAUGGCUCUGAACUUGACCCAAUUCGAAGAGGGAAACAAGACGUUCACGGACACCGAGCUCGAAGUUCUCACCAAACUAAUCGAAAGCACGACGGAGUGGUGGUCGGAGAAGAAGGAAGUCUUUGAGAAGCAAGCCAAGAACGAGGACCCAGCUGUGAAGGCGUCUGAAGUUGCGGAAAAGGCCCGCGAUCUGGAGCGUGAAGUCCGUUACCUCGUGAACAAGCUCAAGAUUGCCAGUUCCAAAAAGAGCAAGGAUUCCGAGAAAAAGAAAUCGAAGAAGGAGAAGGGAACUCCGAAAGAAGAGGAAGGAAAGGCCGAGGAGACUGCACCGGAAGAGUCGAAUGAAGAAUCACAGGUAUCUGCUCAUCUUCCUUUCCUCCCCGUCCAUCCCCAAGAUUUUUGAGAGUUGAAAUUCAGGUAGAUGUUCGGGCCUCAAUUAACAGUUAGCAAUAUUGCUGAUAGUACGAGGCGGAUGUUUUUGUUUUUUCCCGGAUGACCGUUCGAAUUACUCAUUAUAAAGUUCCCCUUUCUUAAAAAUAAAAUUAUUUUCAGACGCCGCCACCGAAUGAGUCAGAGACCAAAGAGGAGGCAAGGAAAGAGACGGAACACGACGCGUCGGAGCUGUAA